Messenger RNA from Lemur catta (Ring-tailed lemur), 4220 nucleotides. It is a transcript of the gene TMEM260, whose product is annotated as transmembrane protein 260. The coding region runs from base 109 to 2232 and encodes 707 amino acids. Lineage: Eukaryota; Metazoa; Chordata; Mammalia; Primates; Lemuridae. Gene Ontology annotation, molecular function: protein binding. The transcript is spliced from 16 exons. The record is from RefSeq and is a predicted model, not a curated record.
CGACCCGGAAGCCGCCGUGCAGGCUGCGCUCGCGUGAGGGCUGUGGAGCUCCGUGCCGCGCGGAGUCUUUGGGCCAGCCGCGCCCCGUCCCUCGGUCGCCACGGGCCCAUGAGUCCCCAUGGCGACGGCAGGGGCCAGGCCCAGGGGAGGGCAGCCCGAGAGGGGCCGCGGCGCUCCGGGGGCCUCCGCGGCGGCGUCGCCGUGUUCGCCGCUGUGGCCGCCGUGUUCACCCUCACGCUGCCCCCCUCGGUGCCCGGGGGAGACUCGGGGGAACUGAUCACAGCCGCACAUGAGCUUGGAGUUGCCCAUCCUCCUGGCUAUCCUUUGUUCACGCUGGUGGCUAAACUGGCAAUUAUACUGUUUCCUUUUGGUUCAGUUGCCUACCGCGUCAAUCUUCUCUGUGGCUUAUUUGGAGCAGUAGCUGCAUCGUUACUUUUUUUCACUGUUUUCAGGCUUUCUGGCUCAUAUGCUGGAGGAAUCCUUGCUGCGGGGGUGUUUUCAUUUUCUCGUCUAACAUGGCAGUGGUCCAUUGCAGCAGAGGUUUUUAGCUUAAACAAUCUGUUUGUGGGGCUGCUCAUGGCUCUUACUGUACGUUUUGAGGAGGCGGCAUCUGCAAAGGAGAGAUCAAAGAUAGCUAAAAUUGGUGCUUUCUGCUGUGGCCUUAGCUUAUGUAAUCAGCACACAAUAGUACUCUAUAUUUUGUGCAUAAUACCUUGGAUUCUCUUUCAACUUUUAAAAGAGAAGGAACUCUCGCUGGGCUUUCUGCUGAGGUUGAGUCUGUACUUCUCUGCUGGUUUGCUGCCUUAUGUCUACCUUCCCAUCUCAUCCUACCUCAACCAAGCCCGCUGGACCUGGGGAGACCAAACAACAUUGCUAGGAUUUUUGACGCAUUUUCUCAGGGAAGAAUAUGGAACAUUCAGCCUGGCCAAAUCUGAAAUAGGAUCCAGUAUGUCUAAAAUGUUGCUUUCUCAAGUAACAAGUAUGAGGACCGAACUCUCAUUCAACAUCCAAGCCCUCGCAGUUUGGGCAAAUAUAUGUUUAGCAAGAAAGGACAGACAGAAUCCAUCAUUAGUAUGGCUUUUUACUGGAAUGUUUUGCAUUUAUUCAUUGUUCUUUGCUUGGAGGGCAAAUUUAGAUAUUUCAAACCCACUUUUCAUGGGUGUGGUGGAACGAUUCUGGAUGCAGAGCAAUGCUGUGGUGGCCGUCCUGGCUGGCACUGGUUUGGCCGCACUUGUGUCUGAGAGUAACAGAGUGCUGAACAGCAGUGGGCUUCAGUGUUUGGAGUGGCUCUCAGCAGCAAUUUUUGUAGUUUACCAAAUAUAUUCUAAUUACAGCAUUUGUGACCAAAGGACCAACUAUGUGAUCGAUAAAUUUGCAAAGAACCUUCUAGCCUCUAUGCCUCGUGAUGCAAUUAUCUUACUCAGAGGAGAUUUGCCAGGGAAUUCUCUCCGUUACAUGCAUUACUGUGAGGGGUUGAGGCCAGAUGUUUCAUUAGUGGAUCAGGAAAUGAUGACUUAUGAGUGGUAUUUACCCAAGAUGGCAAAGCAUUUACCAGGUGUCAACUUCCCUGGGAACCGGUGGAAUCCUGUGGAAGGAAUAUUACCUAGUGGAAUGGUCACAUUUAAUCUUUAUCGUUUUCUUGAAAUAAAUAAACAAAAAGAAACAUUUGUUUGCAUAGGAAUUCAUGAAGGGGACCCAACCUGGAAAAAGAACUAUUCACUUUGGCCAUGGGGGUCUUGUGACAAAUUGGUUCCUUCAGAGAUUGUAUUCAACCCUGAGGAAUGGAUUAAACUUACAAAAAAUAUGUAUAACUGGACUGAAGAAUAUGGAAGGUUUGAUUCAACUUCUUGGGAAUCCGUGGCCAAUGAAGAGAUGUGGCAAGCAAGGAUGAAAACACCGUUCUUCAUCUUUAACCUGGCAGAAACUGCUAAUAUGCCUUCAAAUUUGAAAGCUCAACUCUACAUUCAUGCAUAUAACCUUUAUAAGGAGAUUGUCUAUUUACAAAAGGAACACCCAGUGAAUUGGCACAAGAACUAUGCCAUCGCCUGUGAGCGGAUGCUGCGUCUUCGGGAGAGAGAUGCAGACCCUGAAGUCCUCUUAUCUGAAACCAUCAGACAUUUCCGUCUCUACACUCAGAAAGCACAGAGUGAUCCACAGCAAGCUGAUAUUUUAGUUGCUCUAAAGCACCUAAGAAAAGAACUGCAAAGUCUAAGAAAUAUGAAAAAUGUCUGAGACAGCAAAAUAUGAAAAACCUGCCUGUCAUUCAGCUUCCAAAAUUCUGAAGUCCAAAAAUUUUUCCUUCAAGAAAAAAACUGUAUAAAAAAUUUAAAACUAAAUCAUCUCCCAGAUAUAAGUAACAUGGUACAGAAGUACUGUUUAAUGGGGUGUAUAUUAUAUGCAAAAUUCUGUUUUGCAGAAUUUGAUAAUUCCACAUUAUCAAAUAAGAUUUCAGUGAGAAGCUUUUGAAAAGUCUUCCUACUUCCACAAUCUUUCACCAAAUGACUGUGCUUGGUUACAUACUAGAUGAGAAUGAAUUAUGUUCAUAUAAUGAAAAUAUCAACCAGGAAUCUUUUAAGGGCCAUGCUUAUCAGUUUUAAAGGUUAAAUUCUUUUAACACUAGACCAAAGACAUUUUGUUUCCUGAAAGUGAAAUAGUUUUUAAAAGGAAUGAAUCUUGUUAUGCUUCAAGUUAGAGUAUGGUUUUUUUUAAAGUAACUAUAGUUGUUAUAUAAUCUUACACUUCAAGCUAAAGUGAGCGAUAUUUUGGAAAAAGUUUGGAUUUCUGUUGUCUUGGAUAGUUCCGCUGAAAUCACUAACUUGAUGUUUGCUUAUUUCAGAUGCAGAAACGGGCAAGUAGAAAGGAUUUUUUUAUUUACUUAAUUAAUUUUAUAUUUAUGUUUUACUUCUAUUUGGACUCACAGAUCUAGGCCCAAUAAUUAGUAGGCUCCUGCUGCCAAAAUGCAAAGAAAAAAAAAGGCGGGGAUCAGGGGGAUGGGGAAGUGAUUCAAUAAAUUCAUUUUGUUACAAGCAUCUUUUAUACAUAUUACUAAAGAGAACAUAGUAAGAAAUGCAAAUAAUAGUUCUUUAUUUUAUUAUGACAGUUAAUUAAUAGCAACCUGUUUUAAUGAAUAAAGUCACUCAGAGUCCUUCAGCACUUCCUAAGUAGAGGCCAGAAUCUGUAGGGCUUCUUUUCCCCCCAAUUGUAUAGCUCCUAGACUCCAAGCACUAUAUAGGCCCCUGUAUAGAAAUGCUCACUAAUGAAGAGGGAGGGCUAGAAGCUUGUCUGCAUUCAAAGAUCACUGGUGAGUCAUUCAGCAAGAAAAGGCCCCUUACCAGGAAUAGUCACAGUUCCGUGGCAUUGUACUAGCAAAAGGGUCUGAUCAAAGGUCUCCUGUGGAGCUUGCAUGGUUCCCUUUCAUACUACGACCAUAAUUAAAACCACUAAUUCUCUUUUAAAAUGCUGCAGGAUGCCAUGUAGGCAUCUGUCUGGAGUGUCCUUUGUGAUGUCAUAAGCUGUUAAGGACCAGUGCCGAGGGCUUUUGAGUGAAAUGCCAGUCAUGAAGGUGCUUCAAGACAAGGGUGCCUCUAAAAGCUUGACAGGGCCUUGACUGCACAAUUCGAGCUGAAUUUGCCCCUUGUCAGCUGCCAGUAAAUAAAUCUCAAAGGGGGAAAAGCUGAAGUUUCAUUACCUGAUCCAUGGGGCUUUGUUGGUUUUGGCAUCACACAGGGGAAGCUCUUGCCCCUCCAUUCUCUGGAUUUGAAGAUGUCCAUUGGAGCCUGCAGUGCCUGGACAGGGUUCAGAGCGGAGCCUUUUGAAGAGUGUCAAUAGUUGUAACAGUUCAGCUGUUAGGAAGACAAAUAAAUGGAGGAGCUCAUUAAUCCGCUUUUGGCUCUCGGUGCCUUUUGCCCUUUUAUCACAGCCUUAUUAGGCUCCUACUCAUCUUGAACCAGAAAAAAAUGAAUUGAAGUUGUUGAGUACUAAUUGGCAAAGACUUUUAAUCACGGGCCAAGAACUUUCCCUGACUUGAAAGUAACUUCUCCACAGGGAAGAACCAAAAACCUGGUUUACCUUAAAACAAAAACCUGUUGGAGUUCAGCAUGGUAUAAAAAUUUAAGGAAGCGUCAAUAAAUUGUCUAAGUUUAUCCAUUUGAAAGAAAUUGUGUAAGGUUAUGAUUUUCACUUCUCUAAAAAAAAUACAAUAAAAUUCAGAUAUUCCUUAG